This is a messenger RNA of Lucilia cuprina (Australian sheep blowfly), 1236 nucleotides long. Its product is annotated as putative polypeptide N-acetylgalactosaminyltransferase 9. The transcript is spliced from 8 exons. The record is from RefSeq and is a predicted model, not a curated record. Lineage: Eukaryota; Metazoa; Arthropoda; Insecta; Diptera; Calliphoridae. The coding region runs from base 1 to 1236 and encodes 411 amino acids. Gene Ontology annotation, cellular component: Golgi apparatus.
AUGUCUUUAAAAUUAUGUCAUCCUCCCCCUAAGUAUCCCGGAGAACAAGGCACACCCGUUAAUUUGCCCUUAAAGCCAUCAGAAAAAGACUUGCAACUUAUAAACCAAGGAUGGAUUAAUAAUAAAUUUAAUCAAUAUGUUUCGGAUAUGAUACCGUUAAAUAGAUCUCUGCCAGAUGUUCAACAUGAAUGGUGUAAGCAAACGGAAAAUUAUCUCAAAAAUUUACCCGUUACCGAUAUAAUCAUAUGUUUUCACAAUGAGGCCUGGUCUACAUUGGUACGUACUGUAGUAUCGAUAUUAAAUCGUUCACCGGAACAUUUAAUAGGUCACAUUAUAUUGGUCGAUGAUUUUUCUGAUAUGGUACAUCUUCAGGAACCUCUCAGUAAGUACUUUUCGACGAAUCCGAAAAUAAAAAUAGUACGUGCUUCCAAAAGAGAGGGUCUAAUCCGUGGUAGAAUGUUAGGUAUAAACCAUUCCACAUCACCAGUUUUAACAUUUUUAGAUUCACAUUGUGAAUGUACAGAAGGUUGGUUAGAGCCCCUAUUGGAUCGUAUAGCUCGUAAUCCCACUACAGUUGUUUCGCCCUUCAUCGAUAUAAUCAAUAGGGAAACUUUCGAAUAUGUAAUUACCCCUUUAACGAAAAUGAAAUUUCUGGGAGGUUUUACAUGGAGAUUGGAAUACUCAUGGUUUAAGGCCUCAGAAGAAAGAACAACUCGUGAUCAACAUGAAAUGGCGCCUUAUGCAACACCCACCAUAGCGGGUGGUUUAUUUUCUAUUGAUCGUAAAUUUUUUGAACACUUAGGUUUGUACGAUCCCGGCUUCGAAUAUUGGGGCUCUGAAAAUCUUGAAUUAUCUUUUAAAACAUGGAUGUGUGGUGGUCGUUUAGAAAUGGUAUAUUGCUCGCGAGUGGGUCAUGUAUUUAGAAAUGAGACUCCAUUUGAGUAUCCUUUAGCUAAUAAGGUAAUCAAGAAAAAUGCUAUUCGUUUGGCCGAAGUUUGGUUGGACGAUUAUUCACGUAUUUAUUAUAAAAACCUGGGUUCGGCUUUUAACUUAACAGAAGCUGUGAGUGAUGUUAGAGAUCGUAAGCAAUUACGUGAAAAUAUUAAAUGCAAAAGUUUUAAAUGGUAUUUGGACAAUGUUUAUCCGGAGAAAUUUGUUCCUGUAGCUAUGGGAGCGGUAAGAAUAAAUAUUGUUGCUCACUUUACUCUGACUCUACCCUUACUCUACUUUUCUUAA